GCAUCUCACGCCACUUGGUUCAUGCUAUAAAAAAGAUGCAGGAUCAGACUUUUGGUCACCUGAAGUGAUCCACAUCCAGAGAGACCAUGAUGAUGCUUUCCCUUGUCUUUGUUUUUGUGCUCGCUGGUUGUGCAUCAGGAGACAUUGAGAAGAGGAUUGUUGGGGGAGUAUCCUGUAAGGAGGACAGGCAGUAUCAUGUCCAGAUAGACUCUGUUCAGGGGAGCAAGACCUGCGGAGGCGCUCUGAUUAACACCCGCUGGGUCAUCACGGCUUCUCAUUGUGCCGAGCAGAUGGUCAAAGUGAAGAUUGGCUUAAACAACAAAGCACCAUUAUUGAAACAAAUUAAAGGUUUUUUUAAGAAUCUUUUCUCAGGAUCCCCCAAAAAUCUUGAGCAGGACAUUGAUCCUAAACAACAGUUUACCUUCAAAGAUGGUGAACAAUCCCAUGAUAUUAUGCUGAUAAAACUGAAUGAGGAUGUGAAUCCUAAACUUCCCACCAUCAGGCUUCCUCCUGUUGAUGGGUGUCAAAAACCAAAUAUGAACGAUCCUGUUCAGAUUGGAGGAUGGGGUUCCAAGACAGCUGAUGUGAAAAAGGCCAGCAACCCCAAGAAUUUAAAGUGCGCUAUGACUGAGAUAGCUGCGUGUGAAGAGAACGAUAAACCUGAUAGUAAAUACUUUAGUGAUGAGACUACCACCAUGUGUGCCCAUAAACCUGGCGUGGAGUCCUGUUUUGGUGAUGCUGGUACAGCUGUGGAGUACAACGGCAUUUUACAUGGAAUAAUUGUCAGUAACCCUGUUGAUAAGUGUGCAAAUCCUAUUGUAAUGCUGAAUAUUUGUCACUACAGAAAGUGGAUUGCUGACACCAUGCGGAACAAUCCAUGAGUAAACCACAGAGGAAAUAUGUUUCCCUUAAAAAUGUCAUAUCUUAUUUUUCCUAAUUUAUUCUGAGAGUUUAAAAUAAACUGGAAAAGAGACCAGAGACCGGAGAAACUGAAGUCAAGUACAGUUACAAUGCAAACAGCUUGGUUCUGUACACUGAAUGAGUUAAACCAUUUGUCUCUGAAACCACUGUUUUCAUCUAUGAAUAAAAAUGAUAUGGUUACCUGAA
Messenger RNA from Oreochromis niloticus (Nile tilapia), 1107 nucleotides. Its product is annotated as kallikrein-2. The record is from RefSeq and is a predicted model, not a curated record. The transcript has 5 exons. Gene Ontology annotation, molecular function: serine-type endopeptidase activity. NCBI's taxonomy places the organism in Eukaryota, Metazoa, Chordata, Actinopteri, Cichliformes, Cichlidae. Gene Ontology annotation, biological process: proteolysis. The coding region runs from base 87 to 881 and encodes 264 amino acids.